CUACUAACUUGCGCAAAGUUAAAAAAUAUUUCUUAGUCGAAAUGAGAGUUUUGUAAUUUUUAAAACUGCCUUGUAACGUCAAAUACUAUGAAGAAACAUACCGAAGAUGUGAAUAAAGCGGAAAAAGAUCUAAUGUCCGAAGACGAAGACGCCGAAUGCCAGAAGCAGUUGAGCAAACGAAACUUGCGAAAAUGCCUCUACCUGUGCUCCUUCGCUUUCAUGAUGAAUUACUCUGCCUACGCCGGUUUGAUUUUCCUACAAAGUAGUGUUAAUAUAGAGAACGGUUUGGGAACCACCGGGUUGUUUCUCAUAUACGCGACGUCCGCGUUUUCGACGAUAUUUUUCGUACCAAUCUUUAUUGACUUCAAAGGUGCCAAGGCUGCAAUAGUUGCCGGUGAAAUUGGAAUUUUAUGCUACACUUUGUCCAACUUUUAUCCGAGUUGGUACACAAUAAUACCCGCCGCAUUAAUUCACGGUUUGACGGAAAGUGCGUCAUGGGCGGGAUCUUCUGUGUACGUAACUUACCUCGGCGAACAAUAUUGGGAAAGAUGUCAAAGCAAUAAACCAAUUCCAUCAACAUCAAACAAGUCUAAAGAAUCAUACGUAUACAAGUUCUUCUGCCAGUUCUAUACGGUCGUCUACUUUUCGCAGGUCCUGGGUAAUGCGGUCGUCAGCAUCGUGUUAACCAGUUUAAAGGACUUCCAAACUUCGCACGAGAACUUUACAGAUACCACUGCUACAGAGCCACCUAGUAAAAUUUUGGUUCAAAAGGUUGUAUCCUUCGGGAAUUUGACGAACACGACCUCGAACACGACUCUAGGGGAAGCGGUCGGGGUCAUAUCCGAUGACACAUGGGAAGCUUGUGGCUCAAUGGAAUGCCAAGCCGACUUUAUUUAUAAUGCCGACCCAGAGCGUAUGCGCAAGUACGAGCCAAGCAAAAUUUCGAUAUAUCUUCUACUUGCAUUAUUCCUACUAAUGCAAAUCACAUUCACAAUGGUUCAUGCAAUCUUUCUGCCCCGAAUUCCCGCCAAAUUUGGUUCAAACGAACAUGGGCGCCAUAGUUCUGUUGGCCAAUCGGAAAAUGAACUUGAGAAGGAUCAGUUAGUGAAAGAUUCAGCGAGCGAACGUAAGAUUACGUUAAAGAAUGCUAUGGUUUCGGAGUUGAAAGAAACAUUUCGACAUAUGGUGUCACCUUUGCACCUUCUCGUCCUUCCAAUGGUUUUCUACUGUGGUGUAUUUACCGCGUUCAGUGUUGCGGAAUUCACCCGUGCGUAUGUCUCCUGCACCAUUGGCGUGGAACAGAUUGGAAUUGUUAUGGUUGCAUAUGGUCUGACGAGCAUGGCGGUAUCGGGUGUCUCAACACAAUUGCUUCCCCAUUUCGGUCGAAACCGUUUAGUGUUCGUCUCAGCCUUCUUGCAUCUUGGGACGUUUUUGUUCUGUUUAUUUUACUCCCCAUCUUCGCAAUCCCCAUGGAUGAUUUAUUUGAACGCAGUCCUCCUAGGUGCAUGUGAUGGAGCCAUCGUGAAUGUAAUACAAGGUAUGAUUGCCAGUUAUUUUGGAGACCAACUCGCCAUUGCUUUUAGCGUUAAAAACUUCGGCACAAACUUAGGAGUUGUGGCUGGAACAGGCUGGAGCACGAUUCUAUGCGUGUAUGUGAAAUUAUAUAUAUUGAUGGGACUGCUUGCAUUCAGCUUCAUUUGUUACAUUUUUGGCGAGAUAUGGUUUCAAAACAAAGUCAAAAGAUCAAGUGCUGAUACUGCCAAAGCUGCACCUUCAACACAAUUUUAGUUGGCUUUACAUUUUCGAUUGUAAAAACUCCUGCCGUUCUUUAUGUUAUGUUUUUCAGCAUUUUUAAAACGGUGUUAGCAGCUUAACAGUCGUUGCUAGCUGUUAUUUUUGCACAUGUGUAGUUCAUCAUGCCUUAAUACCCCAGACUUGAUUAUAUCGCUUAACUUUAAGGUGUACAUUGGCCUGAAUAUACCCCUCUGCGUGUAUACUCAUAGGGGACACGAAGUGAUAUUUCGCAUAUAAAGGUUUUAGUUUUUUCUUAAAGCUUUUUCUCCCAUUGAUAACUAACAUACCAGCAAUGCAUUAUGUUAUAUACCUAUCAACGUGAUUUGUAUGACAUUCACUAUUAAUACAUCAAAUAUAUAUAUAUAGCUAUGUGCUUAUACACCUA
This is a messenger RNA of Ciona intestinalis (vase tunicate), 2179 nucleotides long. Its product is annotated as protein unc-93 homolog A. NCBI's taxonomy places the organism in Eukaryota, Metazoa, Chordata, Ascidiacea, Phlebobranchia, Cionidae. Gene Ontology annotation, molecular function: transmembrane transporter activity. The record is from RefSeq and is a predicted model, not a curated record. Gene Ontology annotation, biological process: transmembrane transport.